Molecule: messenger RNA, 708 nt
Organism: Maudiozyma saulgeensis
Lineage: Eukaryota; Fungi; Ascomycota; Saccharomycetes; Saccharomycetales; Saccharomycetaceae
Source: the annotation of a GenBank genome assembly
AUGUCACUAGUUCGAAACUGCUUAUUUACGGCUUGCAAGAGAACAACUAUAAUAUCAAAACAAUUUAUAAGUAUGACAACUGUUAAAGGAGCCCCAGAAAGGGCUAAACUUAUCUCAUCUGCCCCAGUGACUGACCCUAACAGUUGUAAAUGGAUUGGUUUAGAAAAAUUAACAUAUACUGAUCCAAAUGGUGUACAGAGAGAAUGGGAUUGUGCAGUUCGUAAGACAAGAAAUUCAGGUGGUGUUGAUGGUAUCGGUAUGUUGACAAUUUUGAAAUAUAAGGAUGGUACACCUGAUCAAGUCCUAUUGCAGAAACAAUUCAGACCACCUGUAGAUGGUGUAUGUAUCGAGGUUCCAGCGGGACUUGUUGAUGCGAAUGAAUCUUUAGAGACAGCUGCAUUACGUGAAUUAAGGGAAGAAACAGGUUAUAUUGGGAAGAUUACAAGUAAGAGUCCAAUUAUUUUCAAUGAUCCUGGGUUUACCAAUACUAAUAUGUCAUUAAUGACAGUAGAGGUUGAUAUGUCAUUACCAGAAAAUCAAAAUCCACAAACCCAGUUAGAAGAUAAUGAAUUUAUUGAAUGUUUUAAAGUACCUUUUGCAAAUUUGAAUAAUGAAUUAGAAAAAUUGUACAAACAGGGUUAUAGGCUUGAUGCUCGUCUUCAAAAUGUUGCACACGGUAUUGAGAUUGCCAAGCAAUAUAAUCUAUAA